AUGUCCUACCUUGAGAUCAAGCGAAUUGUCGAAGAACAAAUCAGCAAAGUCAGCCAGCCCGUCGAGAUCACCGACGAGGUGCGGCGCGUGAUGGACAAGUACGGAAUUCCCGAAGAAAAGAUCAAAAACGGCCUUCUCAAGGUCAAUCUACAUAUCAAAAGGCAAAACAAGCACAGAUUCAGCAAACAAGUGGUACACCAGCUCGUGCAGCAGAUCCUCAAAAACGAGCACGACAAGCUUUCAAAGGUGAAUGAGCAGCUACAGAGAGUCCAGCAGCUUAUUCAGCCUGUCAUUGUUCCAGAAUCCCAAGGAGGGCUUUCGAUCAAUGAACGAGUGAGUAAGUUACAAGAAUUGGCCGAGGUUCUCCCGGAGCCAACUUACUUAUUUGCUUUGGAUGCUAAAGAAGAUGACGAGGAGAAGGUGGAGGAGGAUGCCAUGGAAGAAGACGAAAGGGAUCAGGAAGGUUUGAUUGUGGAUGAUGAGGCCAGGGUCGAGAGGAUUCUGAAGAAGAAGCUAGAGAAGGAGUACGCCAAGGCGGUUCAGGAGGAAAUUAAGGAAGACGUGGCCUCCCGCAAAGAGUCCAACGAGGAGCUCCGACAGAGAUACACGAAGCUUCGAGAACAGCUUAUACAGCAGAGUCAGGCGCUCAUAUACCAGCAGCAGAAACACGCGUAUUUGGAGAUGUUGGCGAAAAAGACAGAAACGCUACGGGAGGCGGAUUUUCUGGAUAAGGACGGCCUUGAAGCGCAGAUUACGCGGUUCCGGAUUAUUGUGGAGAAGCUCGAGUAUGCCACUUCACAGAGCUAG
This is a messenger RNA of Candidozyma pseudohaemuli, 807 nucleotides long. RefSeq lists its product as uncharacterized. NCBI's taxonomy places the organism in Eukaryota, Fungi, Ascomycota, Pichiomycetes, Serinales, Metschnikowiaceae. The transcript has a single exon. The coding region runs from base 1 to 807 and encodes 268 amino acids. Gene Ontology annotation, cellular component: Mis6-Sim4 complex. The record is from RefSeq and is a predicted model, not a curated record.